UGAGGAUCGCCGAUGUCGAUUCAGCAAGCUCUUGUUUUGCAUACACCCGCCUCCCUCAAAUGGACCGCAGCCCAAGAAAAGAGUCUGAGCAGAGACUACCCAUUACAAGACCACGAUCCAGCGGACCCAGGCCUCUUCGUCCAGCGCACUUACCUUCACUUCCUAUGGCUUCCUCACUCAAUUAUGCCGCUCUCUAUCUUCAUUCCCUCUCUUCUUCGCAUCCAAGCACCUCCAGAUGUCGCAGAAGACCAGCCACAUCCUCUUCACGCCUUUAUCGAACCUCUUCUCCUUUCCCUUCGCGCAGCCGCGAACAAGUACCACAAUGAGCUCCCUCAGAUUCUUGCCGAUGGCGGCGGUGCAGGCGAAGCAGAGGAGGGUGUGAUGUGGUAUGCUCUGGGGUAUGAGAAAACCGAUGCUAGCGCGGAGCGUAGCGAACACCUCAACCGAGAAGACACUGUAUUGUUAGAAGACAAAUGGAGAUCCAGCUGGCUCGAACGCAUGGAGCAGCGUGAAGUCCAGAUCCAGAUCCUGCUUUAUUUCCUCAAGCUCUCUCUUCCCGGACCAUGCACCCCGUUACCGCCUGUCGAAGUACCACCCACCGAUAAUAUAUUUUUCAUCUCGCCCGUCAAACCAAGUCGCAUACGGAAAAAGAAGAAAGAAAAACCGAAUUUGAUCAUCCCGUCCCCCAUCGAGCGUCUCGAGUCCUUCAUGGACAAACUGUCAAUGUGGCAGCUCGUAUCCCUCAUGGAUACUUCGCGCACUGAAGCUGCGCAUGGAACUCGCCAUAAGAAUGAACGUGACUGGAUGCAGGCAUUUUGCGAGGACGUAGUUGAACCUCUGUUCAAAUCAAAGCUCCCAGAGCAGUGCACCCUCCUCCGUUCCAAACUCUUCCCAAACUCUCCCUUCUCCGACGAACCCCCGUCUCCCGGACCUUCUACAGAGAAAAUCCUCCCGGGUUCUCGUUCUCGUCAUUCAUCAUCCACUACCGCAGCGGGGCUACAAAGUGCUGUGACCACAAAGGCCCUUACUCGCACUCGCUCGCUCUCUGUCUCCCUCGCCCAGGAGAAAGAAAAGGAACGCGCAGCAAGCGUAGGCGCGACGCAGGACAAGGCACUCCAACGCGCGCUAACCCGACAAAUCAGCAUGUCUCGUGCAUGGAAAGGGAAAGAUCGGUCGACGAGUGCGAUUUCACAGAUAGAUACAAAGGCGCCGGCUGCAACGGCAAAGCGCACUAUUGGUCGGACCGAUUCCCAGUCCCAGUCAUCCCAAUCUCGCGCAGCGCCAGCGAUCACCCUCGUCACCGCAACGCCUGUGAAGAAACCACCUUCCCGUACCAAGUCGAACGCGUCAGCUCGGAGCUCGAGUCCUAUACCCAUGGCCAGGAACUCGAGUUCACGUCCAACAGAGAGAAGUUCGAGUCCGCACACCACUGGAAGAUCUUCGAGCCCUCCAACUGCCCGCAGCUCGAGUCUUACGCCGCUCGGCACAGACGACGAGCGUCCUUCUGCGGCUGUCCCUUUACUUGACUUCUCUGAUAGCCUGGGUAAUGUAAAGGACGAAGACGAUGCUGAUGAGGAAAUGUGGCUCCCAAACUCUUCACCUGAUGUGUUGCUGCUCGGCAAGAACGGGUGGGUGGGUAGUUCCAAGAAACGCGUCCCGUCAGUUGCGUCAGAAGUACUGGCUUCGGAUACACCUGUUAGGAAGCGGAUGAGGCUUGGGAGAUAGGAGCGUUGGUUUAUCCUGCGGGAGGAGAGCUGAGUGGCGGGUGAUGUUUAUCCAUUAUUUCUUCUCACAGCGGCGCUAAUGCUAUGUCGGUUUAGUAGAUCGAGUCGUAAAGGCAUUUGUGUAGGUUAUCGAUUGCUUCGUGCAUCAUCACAUUGGACCGCAGCUAUAGUCAAAUCCUCGGGUUUCCUCGGGUUGUACGUAGAUACUCUGAUAAUUUUUAUCCGCGCGGGAGUCGCGUGUACACAAUUACAUUUUUUCACCGCCUA
Molecule: messenger RNA, 1991 nt
Organism: Suillus clintonianus
Lineage: Eukaryota; Fungi; Basidiomycota; Agaricomycetes; Boletales; Suillaceae
Exons: 4
Coding region: 13-1725 (570 amino acids)
Source: RefSeq, a predicted model, not a curated record